AUGUCCCGCCUCCCUCCUGCUGAAAAGCUGCCCCUUGCUCUGCGGAAAAACAUCCGCGAUGAGUGGGACAGCAAGAAGGAGGACCUCCAAAAGGAGCUCUCCAACGUUCUCGGCGCCGAGUGGACGCUGGACGAGAUCAAUCCCAACGAGCUCUACCCUUACGCCGGAGAUGGCUACGCCAAGCAGUCCCUCGGCAGCUGCAUCGCACAGUACGUGUCCUCGGCCAUCUCCAACCUCAAGACCUUUGCCUCGACCUACGGCGAUGAUGGCAAGGCCGAGCUCAACUCCAUCUGCCACGCCCGCUCUCUGCUCCUAGACCUCGACGACCGGCCCGACAAGAGCGCCCGCGUGACGUACUGCGGCGUGCUCGUCAGGGAAGGCGGCAAGCUGGCCAUCGUCUUCUCUGAGGGAAAACUUGGCACCAACGCCGACUACGCCGUCGACGGCCCGGGUCUGCUAAAGGCUCUCAACGACGCCCCGCCCGCCCCCGGGUCCGACAACGCCAUGAGUUACGCCGCGCGCACGUCGAUUGAGGAGACGCGCAAGAAGCUGGCCGACAUGCUAGAGCGGCCCGACGUCGUGCUCGUGCCCAACUUCGAGGCCAACUUUGCCCGCCUCCGCGAGGCCGCCAAGAAGAAGGGGAGCGAGGUGAGGGACGAUUGGGAGGGGAACCUAGGCGGCUUCACGAGGAUGUACUUUGAGGGGCUGGAGUACCAGAUGGCCUACCAGAAGUUUGGCGACGACGACCUGCUGCGCGAGGGCUUCAACGAAGCGGUCGAGAAGGGCGAGUUCCACUUCCGUAUCGUGGAUAAGAUGGCCUACGGGACCUACGGGGAGGUCGUCGUAGAGGACGGUACCAUAUACGUGCAGACUCGGGCCCACCACUUUGGCUCCAAUGUCAACUACGCCGCCGAGAAGAUCUUGGACCAGCUUUGA
Messenger RNA from Colletotrichum graminicola M1.001, 936 nucleotides. RefSeq lists its product as uncharacterized. The record is from RefSeq and is a predicted model, not a curated record. The transcript has 5 exons. The coding region runs from base 1 to 936 and encodes 311 amino acids. Lineage: Eukaryota; Fungi; Ascomycota; Sordariomycetes; Glomerellales; Glomerellaceae.